Messenger RNA from Ctenopharyngodon idella (grass carp), 4901 nucleotides. RefSeq names its product PABIR family member 2 (gene pabir2). The record is from RefSeq and is a predicted model, not a curated record. Bases 812 to 1660 code for a protein of 282 amino acids. NCBI's taxonomy places the organism in Eukaryota, Metazoa, Chordata, Actinopteri, Cypriniformes, Xenocyprididae. Gene Ontology annotation, molecular function: protein serine/threonine phosphatase inhibitor activity. The transcript is spliced from 10 exons.
GGCCAUCGAGUUUCUGAUUGGUUUACGAUGCCGUCGGUCAGAACGGUAGGGACAGAAGGGGCGGGACUCUUUUCUGAGCUGUGGGUACGCUGCGGCAUCCAGAAAAUAGAUAAACAGCAUAUGCUAACCUAUGAUUUACGCAACUAAGUUACAAACUCAUCCAACUAGAUACUGACACGCCAAAUUGGCAAAUAGAAGAUGCCAGAGAGGAACCGCGCGCUUGUCUAGUGAUUUACAUGCGUUUGCACAUCAACCCAUCACGGACUGCAAGCUAGUUAGCAACAUGAUGAUGGCCAGCUGAACAUUGUUGUGCCUUCAGCUUUUGGAAUUGAUUGCGCUCACGGUUUAAUGACUUAACCUUCGUGCUUUGCUGCUUUGAAUGUUGCCUUUCCAUGCAUCCUAUACUCCUAAACUUGUCUGGAGCUGCUUUGGUUGUGGUGCUUGUCCGCCAUCAAGCUAAGCUAACAGCACAGGAAUAGUGUGCAUGGGCCAAACCCCUUUCACAUAUUAGCUCGCAGCUAACCAGCCGCUGGAUCUACAAGUUUGGACCAGAAGUGGAGAGUUUUCUGGAAAGAUACUCGGUGCUGGUCGAACAAGCAGAAUGUUGGUUUGCAGAAACCCACGGAUCAUUUCUUUAGAGAUUGAUCGAGACCUACAUUGACCCUUAACAACAACGACACAAACCCCUGUCUUUCUAAAUAGGCUGCAAAAUGCACAUAGUAAACUAAGACAUUGAUCUGAUUCGUCCGUUUCAACGAUGUAGCUUUGCAACCUACGUGCUUUUUGUGGCAUAUGUACAAAGACAAUAACGAUGAACAAUCAAGGAAUCAUGUCGCAAGAGAAGAUGGAGCUGGACCUGGACAUCCCAUCGACACUUGUUCAGAGCGAAGGGCACUUGAGACGAUCUAACAGCGAACCCAUGAUAAACGGCCUAAGUGAUGCUUCACAGGUGUUCCAGAGGGAGGUUCUCCGCAGCAGAAGAAACAGUACUACUGUUGUUCGACCUAAUGUGGUUCCAUCUUCGCCAGUACGUGUUCCUAGCACAAGACUACAGAAAAUCAAACAGGAAGAGGGUGUUGAUGUGAUGAACCGUGAAACUGCUCAUGAACGAGAGGUGCAGGCAGCCAUGCAGAUGAGCCAGUCUUGGGAGGAGAGUCUUAGUCUGAGUGAUAAUGAUCUUGAGAAAUCUUCAUCGUCAUCUCCAAAGCGGAUUGAUUUUGUACCUGUGUCUCCAGCUCCUUCCCCCACCAGAGGGAUAGGAAAGAAGCAGUGUUUCUCUCCAUCUCUUCAAAUCCUGGUGAGCAGUAACGGUCUGACGCCCAGCCCAGUUCCCAGCCCAACACGCCGCUUCAGUUUGCCCAACAGGAGGAGUCAGAGCCCGAUCAACUGCAUCAGGCCCAGCAUAAUGGGCAACCUCAAACGCAAAGGUGAAAUGGAGACAGAAAGCCAACCCAAGAGACUCUUUCAGGGAACCACCAACAUGCUGUCCACAGAGGUGUCCCACUUGCCUGAACUUAACACUUGUCUGUCUCCAGAUUUUUUGGAUGGGAGUCUCAGUAGUGUUGGCUCAUCCUCAGAUUCGCCCGCCAAGAUGGAAGGAGUGUCGCCCUCCUCCAGUAACUCUCCCCUCACACCCCUCCAGGACCUUUCCCCUAAGUGAUCACAGACAUCAGAGGAGGAUUGGGGCUGCUUCUCAGGCCCUCAUCCACUCAUUUUUACUUUCUUUUCCAAUGCCUUCCCAACAUGGCUUCUGUUCUCUUCACAAAUUGUCCUGUUACAUUUAAAGAAAAGCGGCCCAGGAGUGUUUUCGGUAUGGGACAGACCCUAAGGGCAUGGAGAAACUUUGGAUGCUUUUUGCAUCAGCUGCUAUAAAUAGACGAGACAUGAUGUAUAGAUCUGUAUCAAAGCGAUCAACAUCACAGAGGAGGAUCUUGGAUAUUUGUUUUGUUUUUUUUGGUCCCUCAAUAUAGUAAUUAUCUUUUUGAUAACGCUUUGAAAAGAAAACCGCUGUAAACAGGAGAACAACUACAGGUGCAUCCUUUGAUUUACAAUCUCAGCUUGCCAACAGGUAUUGUGUAUGAGGAUUUAACUUAUUUUUUUUAUUUUUAUUUUUUGCUUUAGUUUUAUUUGUAUGUAAGUAUGUACAUAAGAUUUGUGGCAAAACGCUUGACCGGCAAACUGACAGCCGCCUCUUCUGGAGUUUUAAUAGCGGUGCAACUGCACUUUAAAGGGGCUGAAUAUCAUUUUGGGCUUUGUUCUGAAUCUGCAUAUUUAAUUUUUCAGGAAUUGCCUUUUCUUGAUUUUCAAAUGGGUGGAGGAAAUGUAUUUUUCACAGAGCUUAGCACUUCGUUCUCUGUUAAAAUGAUGUUAUGGUUGCUGUACACAACUAAUGCAGAUGGGAUUUAAUAUUGCAGCUGUUGGUAACCACUAAAUCCUUAAUUUGAACACUACAGAGAAACUAAACUGCCUGUGUUUGUCAACCUAAAUACAUGCGUACAACUGUUAUUUUCACAGCUUCCAGGCAAUGGAGCAAAACAUCCGGGCUGGGUUAAGUGAUUGAAUGUUUUUAAUUUUCAAACGGUGGCUUUGCCGUUUCUGUUCUGGAAGCAUUUGGAGAAUUCGCUCUACAGGUACAGAGUUGAAUGCUUUUUUUCAGUGAUGUUUUUCAGAGGCUGUUCACACUGACCCAUUUUGGCAGUUUAAUAGUUAAGAAGUGCAAAAAGACGAAACCCUCCCAUCGAGAGUCAUUUGUGGAGUUAAAGUUUUAAAUGUAAUCUACUGAUACUGAAAUGGUGUGCCAUUAAAUUUGUAUAUAAGAGAAAUGUACAACUGUAAUUGUAGAAGUUAUUCAUUUGGGGUUGUAGUUACUUUAGGAAAUAGUAUUUUCUUUUGUAAAUGGUUUCUCUAAAUUUCAUUAAAAGAAAUUGCUUUAUUUCCUCAAGCAUGAUAUAAUGUAUCAUAAAUUCAUUUUUGUGUGCAAGAAAGUGAUUGUAAAAUCCUCUUCCCCCCCCUUCCAUUUUAAAGUGGUUUGGAAGUGGUUUUUUUUUUUUUUUUUUUUUUCUUCCUUCCCCACACAAGAAAAGAUGAAACCGCAGUGUAAAAUUUUUUUUUUUUUUUUUUUUUUUUUUUUCCUGAAUGUCUUUGCAAACAAAAAAAGUGGGUCAUGUAGAUCCAGAUUCUGUCCUGUAGUAAUGGGUGAAGUGUAUUUGUAGUUUGCUUUGCUGGUUUGUUUUUUGUCCUGUGGACGUGUCGAAUUCUUUAUUUAAUGAUUUUACUCUGUCCUGUUGACUCAUACAGUACUUUUAAAGCCUGAGCAUGUGAACUCUAUUGAAGACCUGAGUCGUGAGAAUGUGUAGUUGUUCUCUACUCUUCCUAAACAAAUCUUGUUCCCAUCAUAUCAGAGACUUUCAGAUCUCAGAAAUAAAUUAUUUGUCCGGCUAUUUUAUUGCCUUGUCUCGUGAUAUCAAACUUGUUCCUGCCCUUCAGUGUUUUCUGUGUGGUUAUCUUGUCUUUAAAAACACAAUUGUCAUAACAGAGGUGGUCUUUUUUUUUUCUCAGACUGUGCUGAUGCAUUUCCACAAUUAACUUUUGUAAAUCCAUCAGUUAUCCUUAAUGUUUUAUUGCUAACUGCAAAAAUACAGUAAAAACAGUAAUAUUGUGGAAUAUUACAAUUUAAAAUUUUCUAUUGUAAUAUAUUUUAAGAUGUAACUUUCUCCAGUCUUCAGUGUCACAUGAUCCUUCAGAAAUCGCACCAAUAUGCUGAUUUGCUGCUCAAGAAACAUUUAUCAAUGUUGAAAACAGUUUGUGGAAACUUUUUUUUAUUUUCAGGAUUUUUUGAUGAAUAGCAAGUUCAAAAUGACAUUUGUUUCAAAUAGGAAUCUUUUGCAACAUUAUGAAUGUCUUUACUGUCACUUUUGAUCAACUUUCGAUGCUUCCUUGCUGAACAAAAGUAAUAAAUUCUAAUAAAUGAACUGAUCCCAACCUUUUGAAAAGUAGUAUACAUUUGCGUAUAUCACAAUGUCUUGCAUUAUAGUAUACUGGGAUUAAAUUAUAGAAACUAGUUAAAACUCCUGUAAAGGGGUUUCUGUUAGUUUCUGAUAAUAGUUUGAUAAUGUGAAAAGGGUGCAAAGAGGAAUAAAUGUUCAAUCUUGUUCUUGAAACUUGUAGUAACUGCCCAAAAUAAGACAUUGCAUUACUACCUGCCUACUGGAUAUCUAAUCCUGUUUCCUCUACAGUCCAAACCUUACACUACAUUAGUUAUGUUAGUUACGUCAGUUUUCAGGAAGGCAGAUCUAAAUGCUCUUUGUGCCACAUGUGAUUUCUAAAACAUUCAUCACUGCAAUGUUGCAUAUUGAUUCUUAAGCUAUAAGAACUAUGAUUAAGAAUAAUUGAUGUCACUACUAAUACUUUUGAAUGAAAAAAUUCUAGGAAAUGCCUUUAAAAAUCAAUUUACUUUAUUUUAUGUUGUAUAAGGUUUAAGCAGUAGACAAACACUAGAACAUUUUCAGCCUUGAAAUAAGCAACAGAAAUUCACAGACACUGAAUAUUGACGUAUAACGACACAUUUAAUUUCAUGUAUUCAUGUUCCUCUACACCCCCUCCCACUUAACAUAAUAGUCAGCCGAACCUAAUGCCAGCUCAGUCGGUUUUGGGCCUGUAAACACAAAACGCUCCCCCUCCCCUUGCCCAUGGAUCUUUGCGUCUUCAUUGUGUUUGCGAUGAUCGUUUAAGAAGUUAGUUCCUGUUUACAGGGAGUUUCUCAGACAUACUCCCUCCAACGUCACAACCCUCCUGGCUGUUAAUGUCCAUAUCUCCCCUCUUCAUCUUCUUAUUAGUUCCAUCCAGCAAGAUUGUUUCCAAGAGCACUUCAAGUGCGCAGAAUAACCAUUGUAAGAAGACCU